CCGCCGGCCAGUGGGGUCACGUGUUGCCCGCGAGCCACCUCCCCUGCCGGCGCUUCCUGUAGCUACCGCUGCGGCCCAGGGCCCGCGGGAGCCCAGGGCGGUGCCGGGUGAGACAAGGCCGGGGUUUGGCUCGGAUUCACCGCGAGGUAUCUAGGCUGCCAUGAUGCCAGGGCCAAGACCUCGGAAGGGCCCUCAGGCCAGAGGCCAAGGGGUGGCCGCUGCCAAGCAGAUGGGGCUCUUUAUGGAGUUUGGCCCUGAGGACAUGCUGCUGGGCAUGGAUGAGGCUGAAGAUGAUGAGGACCUGGAGGCUGAGCUGCUGGCUCUCACAGGGGAAGCACAAACCACAGGCAAGAAGCCAGCACCCAAGGGGCAGGCCCCCCUGCCCAUGGCCCACAUCGAGAAGUUGGCGGCAGACUGUAUGCGGGAUGUGGAGGAGGAGGAGGAGGAGGAAGGGCUGGAGGAAGAUGCAGAGCUGCUGACGGAGCUGCAGGAGGUCUUAGGUGUGGACGAGGAGACUGAGCCCCUGGAUGGUGAUGAGGUAGCUGACCCAGGCAGCUCUGAGGAGGAGAACGGCCUAGAAGACACUGAACCUCCAGUGCAGACAGCCGUCCUGACAGCUUCAGCCCCAGCAGCUCAGGCCGGAGCAUCUCAGGGGCUACACGCUUUGCUGGAGGAACGGAUUCACAACUACCAAGAGGCUGCGGCCAGUGCCAAGGAGGCAGGCGAAGCAGCCAAAGCCAGGCGCUGUGAGCGCGGCCUGAAGACCUUGGAGUUGCAGCUAGCCUCUGUGAGGAGAGGCAGAAAGAUCAAUGAGGAUGAGAUCCCACCUCCAGUGGCCUUAGGAAAGCGGCCCCUGGCCCCCCAGGAACCAGCCAACAGGAGCCCUGAGAUAGACCCUCCAGCUCCCCCUGCCUUGGAGUCAGACAACCCCUCCCAACCUGAGACCAGCCUCCCUGGCAUUUCUGCCCAGCCCGUUUCAGACUUAGACCCAGACCCGCGGGCCCUGCUGUCAUCCCGACAGAGAGAGUACAAAGUGGCUGCCCUCAGUGCCAAGCGGGCUGGAGAGCUAGACCGUGCCCGAGAGCUCAUGAGGAUUGGGAAGAGAUUUGGUGCUGUCCUGGAGGCCCUGGAGAAGGGGCAGCCUGUGGAUCUGAGUGCCAUGCCCCCGGCACCUGAGGAUCUGAAGCCCCAGCAGGCUUCUCAGGCCCCCACAGCACCCUCAGUCAUUCCCCCAGCUGUGGAGCGAGUGCAGCCAGUGAUGGCCCCUGACGUCCCAGCAACCCCAGUGGCCCCUACAGAGUCACAGACAGUGCUGGAUGCCCUGCAGCAGAGGCUGAGCAAGUACCGCGAGGCGGGCAUCCAGGCCCGGAGUGGUGGGGACGAGCGCAAGGCUCGGAUGCAUGAGCGCAUUGCCAAGCAAUAUCAAGAUGCUAUUCGAGCACACCGAGCAGGACGGAAAGUCAACUUUGCUGAGUUGCCUGUUCCUCCAGGAUUUCCCCCCAUCCCUGGCCUGGAGUCCACUAUGGGUGUUGAGGAGGACGCAGUGGCAGCGACAUUGGCAGCUGCAGAGAAACUGGCCUCCGCAGAGGAUACAGCCCUGGCUGAUAAAGACGAGGACGAGGGUGAGCCCCCAGCACAGGCCCCAGUGGCCAAGAAACCUGCACGGCCCACAGUCCCUUCAUCCCAGCGCCUGCCUGAGCCCAGGGCCUCAAGUUCUAAGGAGUCACCGAGUCCAUCUGUGCGGGAGCAGCUGGUACUGCUGGAGGCACGGAAACUGCAGUAUCAGCGGGCAGCCCUGCAGGCCAAGCGCAGCCAGGACCUGGAGCAGGCCAAAGCCUAUCUGCGGGUAGCCAAAUGUCUUGAGGCUCAGAUCAUCCAGGCCCGAUCUGGCAGACCUAUUGAUCUGUCCAAGGUGCCUUCGCCCUUGACGGAUGAGGAGGGUGACUUCAUCCUCAUCCACCAUGAGGACCUGCGACUCUCCCAGAAGGCAGAGGAGGUGUAUGCCCAGCUGCAAAAAAUGCUUCUGGAGCAACAAGAGAAGUGCCUGCUGUUCUCCAAGCAGUUCAUGCACCAGGGCAACGUGGCUGAGACCACCCGAUUUGAGAAGCUUGCUCAGGACCGCAAGAAACAGCUGGAGAUCCUGCAGCUGGCCCAGGCUCAGGGCCUCGACCCUCCCACCCACCACUUUGAGUUGAAGACAUUCCAGACUGUGAGGAUCUUCUCAGAACUCAACAGCACAGAAAUGCAUCUGAUCAUUGUCCGGGGAAUGAACCUCCCAGCCCCUCCAGGGGUGACUCCCGAUGACCUGGAUGCUUUUGUGCGGUUUGAGUUUCACUACCCUAACUCGGACCAGGCUCAAAAAAGCAAAACAGCUGUGGUGAAGAACACAAACUCUCCAGAAUUUGAUCAACUCUUCAAACUAAACAUCAACCGAAACCACCGGGGCUUCAAGAGGGUGAUCCAGAGCAAAGGCAUCAAGUUUGAGAUCUUCCACAAAGGGUCCUUCUUCAGAAGCGACAAGCUGGUUGGCACAGCACACCUGAAACUGGAGCGGCUGGAGAAUGAGUGUGAGAUCAGAGAAAUUGUGGAGGUCCUGGAUGGAAGGAAGCCCACCGGGGGGAAGCUGGAGGUGAAGGUGAGGCUGCGGGAGCCUCUGAGUGGCCAGGAUGUGCAGAUGGUCACUGAGAACUGGCUGGUUCUGGAGCCCAGGGGCUUGUGAGGUGGGCAGCUCUCUGGGCCUUCAGAACCUUUGCCCCCUCCUUUUACUCAACUAACAACUCAUAUCUGGAGAGAAAACCUAGGAGUUUCUCAUCUAUGAGAAAGACCUACCAUGUUGGGUAGUGCUUAUGGGCUGAGUUUCUGAUGUUCCUCAGUAGAACUGGGAAGAAAAGGUAACCUUCCAAGGUUUAACUAUCUUCAGGAAACCCUUUCUAAAAUCUUUGUGUUUUCACUGCAGUUUAGACUGACUUCUUGUGCUUUGCACCCCUGUGUAGCCGAUGGCCAGCACCAGGAGAGGAGUCAGGCCGCGACUGUGCAGGAGUUGACUUUCCCAGCUUUGCUGGCUUCAGAAGCCUUUGUACAUAAGAGAUGCUGCUACCCAAGCACCAAAGACCUGUUAAGCAUGUGCACUACUGACCACGACCCUGGUCUUUCCUGUUGUUGGCCCCUCUGGGGCUCUACAGAAACAAGCUGGGUUCCAGGAGCCCAUCUCCCCGCUGUCUCCCCCUGCCCCCCAGUCUGGAAGAGGGCAAGGACACUUCCGUUCCUCUGUACCAUGGAGUCCUGCAGCCCCUUAACCCCUGCGUGGCAACUGUGUACAGCUUACCCCUGCCUCCAGUUGCACCACUUCUAGAUGUGCCUUUAAAAGAUGUAACUAUGGGAUGGGAGAACUUGAGGGUGAUCGGGAACCUCCCCUGCUGAGGGUGGUGUCAGGGUUCCGUGACUCCAGUGGCCUGGACUCCAGUGUCUGGACUCCAGUGGCCUGUCCCAGACAACUCCGUCACCCCAGCUCUGCCUGUGCCUUUAUCCCUGACAGCUGCUGCACUAGCCUUCCUGCUUCCCUAAGGACUUAGUGGAGGGGGGAAGUUGUUUUUGGUACUACUUGGUGGGAAGUAAGGGGAAGGUUGGAUCUUGGGUUUAGUCCACCCACCCAAGAGAAAAGACUGUUAACUGGAAGAAAAAAUAUAUAUAUAAAAUUUUAUGUAGACACGUUUA
This is a messenger RNA of Gorilla gorilla gorilla (western lowland gorilla), 3714 nucleotides long. It is a transcript of the gene CC2D1B, whose product is annotated as coiled-coil and C2 domain containing 1B. NCBI's taxonomy places the organism in Eukaryota, Metazoa, Chordata, Mammalia, Primates, Hominidae. Bases 161 to 2719 code for a protein of 852 amino acids. The record is from RefSeq and is a predicted model, not a curated record. The transcript is spliced from 24 exons. Gene Ontology annotation, molecular function: DNA-binding transcription repressor activity, RNA polymerase II-specific.